Molecule: messenger RNA, 456 nt
Organism: Rangifer tarandus platyrhynchus (Svalbard reindeer)
Lineage: Eukaryota; Metazoa; Chordata; Mammalia; Artiodactyla; Cervidae
Source: the annotation of a GenBank genome assembly
AUGAGCAUCAGGACCAUCUCCCUGGCCAUCCGAGUGGUCAAGAACACACUCUCCGACACCCAGUCCAAGCUGUCUCAUGUCAUGGGAUUGGGUGCCUGCAGAACCUCUAGCGCCCAGCGUGUCUGUGCUUUGGCCUCUCAGGUGAGGAUGGCCAUGCUCUGCAUCAUCGGGCAGCUGGCCCUGUCAGGAUUCCAGGGCAGGAUCAAAGGCUGGGGCCUGAAGUACGUGUCUGUGCAGCUGACCUUGUCCACGUACAAACUGACCGACCGCAGGGACAACUUUUAUCAGAGGGGCCUAGAGGAGAAGAUGGUCCACAAGGUCCCCAUGGACACCGUGAGGAUCAUAACCUCUUCUGUCAGUGGGAUGAGCAAUGCAGAUUCUUCACCACUAGAGCCGCUUGGGGAGCCCUUGCAUAUGCAUGCAUGUGUGUAUAUGUGUGAGUGUGCAAAUAAGUGA